AUGCAAUCUCUACUCCUUCCCGCUCCGUGGUUUUCAAAUACACAUUUUGGGCCGCACCGGUUUGAUAUCGACCCUGGCCAUAUCCCCAUACACUCCCGGCCGCCUUCCGCAGGGUCGAAAUCCAGCCUCGGGGCACUUCACAUACCACUCCCUAUGUCCGGCUCUCUGCCGACAGGCACUCAGUCGGAAGGUGCAGAUGUCAUUCAAUAUCAGCAGCAAUCGGGACCUGAAAGACCAACCCCAAUAGAUCCAGUUCGUACGAGUUUGCCACCGAGACUGCCGACCUUGAAUCCCAUAGGCACUUCAAGUGUAACGCAGCCGCCGCGGUUUCUCUCUCCAUUGGGAACACCAAUCCAUGGAAGCUCGGCUUUUCAGGUCCCCGGCAUCAACACUGGGCUAUCGCAGGUUUUUACGGAACCACCGCAAACUUAUGGCGUGCCGGCCACCAGUACCGUUCGACCGUUACCACCAAGAUCCACGAGACGCGCUAAGGCGCACGUUGCUUCAGCAUGUGUGAAUUGCAAACGGAAACAUUUGGGAUGCGAUUCUGCCAGACCAUGCCGAAGAUGUGUGUUAUCUGGCAAAGCGUCAACAUGUGUUGAUGUCACACAUAAAAAACGAGGACGACCACCUCUCAAGGCGGAGGAAACCCCUUUACGCGCAUUUUCUUCGGUCGAGGGAGCAAUGACGUCGAGAGAGCAAUAUCAAGUGGGAUCUGCUCGUGGACACGGCCAUUCUAGGACUUCUUCGCGGGAGAUUCGACCAAUCACCGACUUGCAAUAUGUACGCCCUCAGGGAAAUAAUGUGGCAGGGCCAAAUGUAAACUUCGAAAGCAUGCCUCCCCAUCACCAACGUUGGCAGCCGCUCACAUCGCCUCAAACGAUGCCAGCUGGUCGAGGUCAACCGCCUUUGGCAUCUCCGGUGGCACCUCCCUUUCAGCCACCAUACACUGGAGCCAACUAUCCCCAGAGUCCAUACGCGCCUUCACCUGUCCCAUCAUUUGCAACGUCUGCAACAGGCGCUGAGUUCCGACCUGUGCUAGCGUAUGGUGAUCGUCCUCCUGUUGUAACACCACCAACAGUAUCACCACAGCAAUACCAUCAGCCUUAUCCGCCGUCAUUGCCACCACAUGUGAAUCCACAAACACCAAAUCGUCCAGGAGAUACUGUAGGUCCGUCUCUUGAUAUUCAAGAUCCUUCUCGUGAUACUGGGUUUCGACUACCGCCAAUCCUGCCUUCGCCGACGGCGUACGCUCACGGAAGCCCAGCACAUUCUCACAAGCGGAGUGGCUCAUUCCCUGAUUUGGCCGGAUUUCAAACGCAAGUCCAACCUCAGCCUCAAGAAUCACCACGCUCUUUAUUCGACCCGCCGACCCGUGUGGAUUUGCGGUCACAAUUCCCAGCGAUUGCUAGGCCUCAGAGUUUGAUCACCGGACAGGAACAAAUGAGCCCGGAUUUCCAAACACACCAGUGGCCAGAUACUACAGGAGCUAGCGGAACAGCAUCAGACCGUCGGCGAAAGAGCGAGGCUGAUCAUGAGGAGAACCCACAGCCGGCUAAAAGACGAAGGAUGGCGUUAGACGACAUAGUUAACGACUAA
Molecule: messenger RNA, 1599 nt
Organism: Talaromyces proteolyticus
Lineage: Eukaryota; Fungi; Ascomycota; Eurotiomycetes; Eurotiales; Trichocomaceae
Exons: 2
Coding region: 1-1599 (532 amino acids)
Biological process (GO): regulation of DNA-templated transcription
Molecular function (GO): zinc ion binding; DNA-binding transcription factor activity, RNA polymerase II-specific
Source: RefSeq, a predicted model, not a curated record